AUGGGAUUCUUAGGAUUAUCAACAGUAAAAGCAGUUCAAUCUAGUCUUAAACAAUCUAAACCAGUUGCUCUCAGAGCUAUGGGGUCCGUCAGACACUAUUCUGACUUGCCUCUUCUGAUUCCAGUAACUUUCCCAAAUGGAGAAAGUUACCAACAGCCAACAGGACUCUUUAUAAACAAUGAGUUUGUGGCUUCACGUGAAAGGAAAACUUUUGAAGUAUUCAGCCCUUCCACUGAAGAUGUCAUUGCUGAGGUUUACGAAUCACGUGAACAAGACGUCAAUUUAGCCGUUGAAGCUGCCGAGAAGGCGUUUGAAGAGUCAGGCUGGUCGACAGAUGAUCCAGCUCGUAGAGGAGCAGCUCUUUACAAACUUGCUGAGGCAAUGGAAGAACAUGCUGACACUAUUGCUGCAAUUGAAACCUUGGACAAUGGUAAAUCUAUUUCGAAUUCUAAAGGUGAUGUUGCUCUUUCAAUCGGAGUCUUACGUUCCACUGCCGGCUUUGCUGACAAACUCACCGGUCAAGUAAUUGAGACAGGAGAAGACCAUUUCACCUUCACUAGAAAAGAACCUUUAGGGGUUUGUGGUCAAAUUAUUCCUUGGAACUUUCCACUUUUGAUGUUUACUUGGAAGAUUGCCCCAGCUUUGGUGACAGGAAACACUGUAGUUAUGAAAACUUCAGAAACAACUCCUUUAUCUGCGCUUUAUGUUUGUAACCUUAUUCGUGAAAGAAAUAUCUUCCCACCAGGAGUCUUAAAUGUACUUAGUGGAUUCGGAAAGAUUACCGGGAAUGCUCUUACAGAACAUCCAACGAUUAAAAAGAUUGCAUUUACUGGAUCUACAGCCACUGGUAAAGCUAUCAUGAAAAGAUGUGCUGAGUCAAACUUGAAGAAGGUUACUCUCGAACUUGGAGGAAAAUCUCCACAUAUUGUUUUUGAUGAUGCAAAUGUCGAAGUUGCCUUAAAGGCAAUUGUAAGUGGAAUUUAUUACAAUUCAGGAGAAGUUUGCUGUGCUGGAUCUCGUUUAUAUGUUCAAGAAGGUAUCUAUGAUGAGUUUGUUGCGAAAUUUGUUGAGUAUUCAGAGAAACAUGUUAAAGUUGGAGAUCCUUUUGACCCCGAGACAGUUCAAGGUGCCCAAAACUCUAUUAACCAAUUAGAUAAGAUUUUGAAGUACAUCAAAAUCGGAGAAGAUGAAGGUGCAUCACUUCUUUGCGGAGGUGAAAGGUUACCCGAGAAAGGAUACUUCAUCAAACCAACAAUCUUUGGAGAAGUAAAGGAAAACAUGCGUAUCGUUCGGGAAGAAAUAUUUGGGCCAGUAAUUACAGUUUCCAAAUUUAGCACCGUGGAUGAGGUUGUCAAAAUGGCAAAUAAUUCCGAUUAUGGUCUUGCAGCUGGUAUUCAAUCAACUGACGUGAACAAAAUUAUUAAUGUUUCGCGUCGUUUACGGGCUGGAACUGUCUGGGUAAACACUUACAACGAUUUCCAUCCUAUGGUUCCAUUCGGCGGAUACAAUCAAUCUGGUAUGGGAAGGGAAAUGGGUGAAGAAGUUUUACACAACUACACACAAGUCAAAUCAGUUAGAAUGGGAAUUUUACCAACAGCUUAA
Molecule: messenger RNA, 1602 nt
Organism: [Candida] anglica
Lineage: Eukaryota; Fungi; Ascomycota; Pichiomycetes; Serinales; Debaryomycetaceae
Source: the annotation of a GenBank genome assembly